AUGAGCGAUUAUUGCCGUGCAGCCGGUAGCAUUGGCGCAGAAAAAGUACAGCGGAACCACCAGCGUCAACAUAGACAAAUUGGUGAUCUUCUAUCCAGUAUCGUUGGCGAUGUUUCCUCAGUACUCUCAAGCAACGGUGUUGCGGUGCCUACGGCUAUCAUUGAGAGUGUAGCGGGUAGUGUGGUAAAUGCUUUACCCACACCUGCGAAUCCGACGAGCAUUGCGGCUGAAAUUACCGCUACGAGUGCAACAGGGGAUGCAAGCAGUACAGCGAGGAGUACAGCGAGUACUGGACCAACAUUAACAGGAGCAUCUUCAACAAGAAACGACGCCUCAAGUACUGCAUCGCAAGUACCAACAUCAUCGAGUUCUUCCGCUGCAGCGGCAUCGUCCUCCGACUCAAAUUCCGGCCCAUCAACGGGCCUAAUCGCCGGCGUGGUAGUAGGAGGCGUUGCAGCUCUGGCCUUGAUUGGCAUCUUCAUCCUCCUUCUCCUCCGCCACAGGAAGAAAAAGUCUAGAACCGCAGCCAUGAACGACAAGGAGGCCAGUGCAGCAGCAUCUUCGUCGUCUGAACACUCUCCACCACCAAACGGCGCAUAUGCCCAUGUUCCACAACAAAACGCGUACCCUACCACAACCACCCUCCCUACGCAGACCGACUUGUCCUCAACACAACCGACAACAAUGAUGUCUCCAGUAUCGCCCAUAACACCCGGAGGUCAACCACCAUGGGCAUCAACAUCAACUUUCGGAGGCGCAGCAGCAUUGGGAGCUGGAGUCGGGGCCACAGCCGCAGGACACACUCUACACAGCUCGACCCCCGCACCCAGAUACUCCGAGGAAAAGCCACCCCAACACCAUCAGUAUAUUGACUCAAAAAUACCGGAAAGUAACGAGAUGCCGACAAACGCCAAUGUCUGGGAAAUCGACGGCAGAGAGAUGCCACCGCCUAGUGAACUUGACGCUGGGAAGAGAGAUGGAUUGAACUUGGGGAAUGUAGGGAGUACUGCAAAUACACAGGGACAAGGGCAGAGUCAGCAGCAGGGGUAUGUUGCAUAUAGAUCGCCGAGUGUAGAGAAUGGACAGGCGAAUUGGAGUGGGCAGAAUGGCGAGUUUUUGGGUAAUAGACCGGUUGGUCAGGCGAUAUGA
Alternaria atra is the source of this 1149-nucleotide messenger RNA. RefSeq lists its product as uncharacterized. The transcript has a single exon. NCBI's taxonomy places the organism in Eukaryota, Fungi, Ascomycota, Dothideomycetes, Pleosporales, Pleosporaceae. The record is from RefSeq and is a predicted model, not a curated record. Bases 1 to 1149 code for a protein of 382 amino acids.